GCUCUCUGGUAUUUCAGUCUCCAUGGUUUAGACUCCUAGCGGAUAUUUCCGCAACGGCAGAUAUGACACCAGAGAAUUAGCCUCCACACUCUCUCUGGCAUUCUCAGUUUUUACUUUCGAUUUCUCAUUUCACGUCACCGCUUUUUCUACAUUUCUGCAUGUAAUUUUGAAAGUUGAAGAUAGAAGAAGUUCCUUGCUUGGGUGUCGCUCUAAUUUGAAAGACAGCAUAUAUUUCCUAUUAGAUUUGGAGAUUUUUGGUGAAGAUAUGUGAAAUGGGAUGUUUGUAUUCCAUUUCCACAUGCAUGUUUCUUGUAGCUCUAAGAAUAUAGAAAAGAUGAAGUAGCCGAAGAUUGUGCAGUGAUUAUAAUGUGGUUUAGGCAUUUGAUCAAACACUUGGGGUGCAUUUUCAAGUAGGGAUUUUUCCUUGUGAAACUGUUACAGCUCAACAAGAGAAGGGAAUGGAAGCAGAUUGAAUUCAGGAGAUUCCGGAAAGGAUUGGGAAGCUAGAUACUUCACAUAGAAAGUGGAUACCCUCUGCUUCCUCAGUUCAAACUUUGACAAUUUGAUGAAGAUAAAGCUCUUGCUUAGAGGAUCUCCCAUUGUCAAUUAUGACCAGCCAACCCCAAAAAACCAUCCGAUUCUAGGUAUGAAUUUCAAUUUCAAAUAUAUUGCCCAGGGAAAGUUGCUGGGUAAAGGACUCUGGUUUUAUGUUCUAGGUCUCCAUUUUAGAGUGCUGAUAUCUAACAUUAAAGCAAUUAAGGUAGGGUUUUGUGUUUUCUUUUCAGUUUGUGGUCAUUAGUUCAUUAACGACCAUGUCAUAGCUUUGCUGAAGUAGUUGACUCGUCUUUUUUUGUCACUGAAGGUGUUAAAUAAGAUUAGGAAUGUAGCUGUUGUAAAAUAGAACUGUGGAGAAUGGAACUAGGAAGUUUCUAGGUGUUAUUAGUGUAAUUUUGGAAGGUAGGUAAAUAGUGAGUUCGUGACCUUAAUAAGAGUUGAUAAGCACCAAUUAUACCAAGUUGACAUCUUAAAAUGAUUAGAGAUGAGUAUCUUUUCCCUACUCUUUCAUUACUUUGACUCAGCAGCCAAGCAUGAUUAUCAAAGUGUGGAGAUGCUGCUUCCAGAAGUAGAAGACAGACUAAAACCCCUGUUUUUGCCAAGAGUUUUACGGAUAUCAGUUACUGAUGCAGAGGCAACUGAUUCCUCAAGUGAUGAUGAGAAUGGCUGCCCAAGAAAACCACCCAGAAAGAAGUUAGUGAAGGAGAUUAGCAUAUGCCCACCAUGCUCAACUGAGAAGGACAACAUUUCAAACUGCAGUACAGAGGAGAGGAAGAAGUACAAAGGUGUCAGGCAGAGGUCCUCAGGAUCUUGGGUAGCAGAGAUUAGAGACCGUAAAACCCAUACGCGGCUGUGGUUGGGUACCUACACAACUGCUGAGGAAGCAGCAAUGGCUUAUGACCGUGCAAGUGUUAAACUGCAUGGACCCAACGCUCUUAACUUUUAAGUCAGUUGAUUGCAAUGUGCAGCCGUGACUAGAACUAGGAAACUGAAUGCAUGACAUUGUAUGUAUAUAUCACAAUUGUGUGUACAUGGAUUCAACUACCGUGCAAUGCAGCAAUUAGUCUAUCAGCUUAACUUUUAACAAUUGCAGUAGUUGUAAAUUAUCUUUAACAGUAUUAAACUUGUAAAUAUAUGAGAUCCAUGUCUCUAAUCAAUGUUGAUUAAUUAA
This is a messenger RNA of Rubroshorea leprosula, 1726 nucleotides long. The record is from the annotation of a GenBank genome assembly. NCBI's taxonomy places the organism in Eukaryota, Viridiplantae, Streptophyta, Magnoliopsida, Malvales, Dipterocarpaceae.